AUGGUUGAUAUUUUGAGUCGUGCAGGACAUUUAGAUAAAGCCAAAGAUUUAAUCAUGAAUAUGCCUUUUGAACCGGAUGUGGUGGUUUGGAGAGGGCUUCUUGGGGGAUGUAAGAUUCAUAAAAAUGUUGAAAUAGGUGAAGAUGUUAAUAGGAAAAUAAUGGCACUAGAAGGCUAUGAUGAUGGAAAUUAUGUGUUGUUAUCCGAUAUAUAUUGUGAAGGUAAAAGGUGGGAAGAAGUUGUAAAUGUUAGGAAGAAGAUGGAAGAAGUUAGAAUACAAAAGUCUCCUGGAAUUAGUUCAAUCGAGGUUGAUAUCACACCCAAUCAAGAUCUAGAUUGA
This is a messenger RNA of Lactuca saligna, 339 nucleotides long. NCBI's taxonomy places the organism in Eukaryota, Viridiplantae, Streptophyta, Magnoliopsida, Asterales, Asteraceae. The record is from the annotation of a GenBank genome assembly.